UAACUAAACUAAUGAGAGAUUAAGAGGCCCAGGUAAGAAACAAUCUCCUGUUAAGACUCUCUCGUAAUCUUAUUGGUGUCGGGAGAUCUGGUAAUGUGAGGUCCGGCCGCCAGGUGGCAGUAGAGAAGUGGCGCCGCACCUAGAUGCUGCCUUUCCGUUGUGACCUUUACGCUCUCAGAGGCUGGUCGAACCUCGUGUCCUGGCUGGCAGUGCUGAGUGGUCGAUCAGUGUGAGGGACCAGUCAGCCACUCAGUGUGAGGGGAACAAUCGGUGUAUAACGAGGACAAGUGCACGAAGGAGGAACUUGGACCUGCUGAAGGGAGGAGUGCUGGAGGGGCGGCUGCCUUCUGUUGAGGUCUCCUAACUCACACUCACAAACUGGCGGUAGGGAGAAAGAAUUAAGGAGUCACCAUCCAAUAUGGAGACUAUGAGACGCGGCCUCACAUGGCAUCCCCCCCACUAAAAUGUCAGGACUUCUGAGCAUCGGGUCUCGCGCCGCUAGUGUGCGACGGCACCACCGCCAGCAUCUCGCGUCUUCGUCCUCCGCCCACUCUUCUCCGACACACUCCCCCUCCUCCUCCCGCGCCUCUCUAACACACUCCCUCUCCUCCGCCCGCGUCUCCCCGACCUACCUGUCCCCUGGGGAGACCAUUUUACCCCCCACCAGGAGCGCCCCGACCACCCCUGGACACGCCACCACCUCCCGGACUUUCUCCUCCCAGCAGCGUCCCGACCAGCUGGGGUUCCUGGCCCCACCAGAGCCUUCACAGGGAGCCAGGAGCGUCCCCACCAGUCCUCUUACCAACCUGAGGCGUCAGAAUUCCCCUUCUCGCUCGCCUUCGCCGUCAGCAAGAGAGUCCCGUAAGCCAUCACCAUCAGCAAGAGAAUCUCGCACGCCCUCGCCGUCAGCAAGAGGGUCUCGCACGCCCUCGCCGUCAGCAAGAGGGUCUCGCACGCCCUCGCCGUCAGCAAAAGGGUCUCGCACGCCCUCGCCGUCAGCAAGAGGAUCUCGCACGCCCUCGCCGUCAGCAAGAGGGUCUCGCACCCCCUCACCGUCAGCAAAAGGGUCUCGCACUCUCUCGCCGUCAGCAAGAAGGUCUCGCACGCCCUCGCCGUCAGCAAGAGGGUCUCGCACGCCCUCACCGUCAGAAAAAGGGUCUCGCACGCCCUCUCUAUCACCAAAGAGAUCGCGUACGGCCUCUCCUUACCGCAGAAGAUCCUUCACCCCAUCGCCAGAGGAGUCGUCUAGUCCUACCUUAUUUUCGCCGUCACCAAAGGGGUCCUCCACUCCUUCCCCGUCACUCAAGGGGUCACGCACGCCCUCACUGUCACUCAGAGGGUCACGAACUCACACGCCGUCACUUAGAGGUUCCUCAGCCACCACGCCUCUGACGCCGGCUGUGCCUUCGUCUUCAGCCUCCUAUAGCACCUUCGACUUUGACUCACUGCCUUGGGGCCUGAGUCACGUUAACCACCAGGUGUCUGUGGACGACCGAAGACAGCUGUUCUCGGCAGGAAAGCUCAACGUAGAGUCCGGGAUGUCUGCUUACGGCUCCAUUGCCUACCAGAUGCGCGAUGCAAACAUGGACUCCAACAACACCUGCGAGUUUGUUUACAAGGCCCUCAAGGUCAUUAGUAAAACAGUGUUAAUGACGGUGUUGUUGGUGAUAUCCAUAACAGUGCCAGUCCUGAUGGUCAUUAUGGGUGUACAGUACCUUAAUGACUGCCCAUUAGAGCCGAACAUUCCUAUUUACCUGUUGGUCGGUGGAUGCUUCGGUACUCUCAAGCUCCUCUGGAUGCUGUGUCAACAGGUUCGGUCGCGUCGCUAUGAACGGAUCGACGAUGCGUUUGCGGAAGACAGCCUCGAUGAGAUCUUCACCUCCACCAGUUACCGGGCGACGGACGUAGCUCUCACCAUCUUCCUGCUCAUCUGGUUCGGCAUGGGCAAUUACUGGGUCUAUAAGAUCUAUCUCCCCAACUUCCACGUCACUCUCUUCCAGCCUAACGAUUG
Homarus americanus (American lobster) is the source of this 2011-nucleotide messenger RNA. RefSeq names its product mucin-1-like. The record is from RefSeq and is a predicted model, not a curated record. Lineage: Eukaryota; Metazoa; Arthropoda; Malacostraca; Decapoda; Nephropidae.